AUGACCUUCCAUCGUUUCAUGGGCUUCACGGCCAUGGCCUUCUUGUGGACAGGCAGUCAGAUCCCGGUCUACCUCUUCGGCGGCAUUCCCCCAUACAUCUAUCAGGAUAUUGGCGGUGCAGAUCGAUGGAUCUGGUUUGUACUUGCAAAUCUUCUCUCCCUGGCAGGUGUCUGUCCGUUCGUCGGUUCAGUAUCAGAUCUAAUCGGUCGCCGCUACGUUGCCAUCAUCGGAGCCUCGCUCAUCUGUCUCGGGAUGAUCGUCUGCGGUACCGCACACACAAUGAAUGUUUUCAUCGGUGGGAUGGCCAUUGCAGGCGCGGGUGCUGGCGUCAAUGAGUUGACCGCGCUGGCUGCGACGUCGGAAAUGGCGCCUACCCGGAAACGCGGCCUCUAUGUCGCUGUCCUCAUCUUCACCAUCUUACCCUUCUGUGCUUCGGUUCUGUGGGCCCAGCUCAUCGCAUACUACAGCACCUGGCGCAAUGUGGCUGCGUUUGCCGGAGCGUGGAACGCAGUCGGGUUGGUGACCACUGUCCUGUUCUACACACCCCCGCCUCGAGUGAACUCGACUGGGCUGAGCAAAGCAGAGAUAAUCAAGCGGAUUGACUUUCUCGGUGGCUUCCUGAGCAUCUCCGGCAUGAUCCUUUUCAUGGCUGGUAUGCAGUGGGGAGGAUAUCAGUACUCCUGGAAGACUGCACACGUGCUAGUCCCUUUGAUUCUCGGCUUCGUCCUGCUGGUUGCCUUCGGAUUCUGGGAAGUCUACGGGACGAAAUACCCCAUUUUCCCCAGUCGCCUGAAGCAAGAGGCUCGCACCCUGGGCAUGACGCUGAUCAUCACCUUCAUCUCCGGCGCCAACUUCUUCUCCGUGAUCAUGUUCUGGCCCACAGAGUCAUUCAACGUAUACGGCCAUGCCCCGGCCGCCGUCGGCUUGCGCAGCCUGCCCAUCGGCUUUGGCAUCCUCAUCGGUGCCUGCAUUGUGCUCUGUCUACUGAGCCUGCUCAGAGGACGCAACAAGGAGUUGUUGAUUAUCAGCAGUGUCUUGAUGACCGCAGGCUGCGGAGCAAUGUCCAUCGCACGCACAGAUAACCUACAUCAGCUUUGGGGCAUCCUGAUUGUAGCCGGUCUCGGUAUCGGCGGCAUCGUUGUCCCUGCUUCCAUCAUUACCACCAUUGUCUGUCCUGAUGAUCUGAUUGCCACCAUGUCGGCCCUCACCCUCUCCAUCCGCGUGAUUGGCGGCAGCAUCGGGUACACAAUCUACUACAACAUCUUCAUUGCGAAAUUCGUCCCCAUCCUCGAAACGUCCAUCGAGUACGUCAUGGUCGCAGAGCUCAACAUCACAAACACACAGGCCAUCACCGAGGCGAUCGAGCUGACCUCCGCCUCCCUCGUUGAGGAGCUGCAAGCCAUCCCCGGGAUUGCAGGGAACCCGGCCGCGUACGAGGCCGUCCUCAAGGCCGGCCAGAUAGCCUUUGCAGAGGGUUACAAGUGGGUGUAUUAUGCUAGUAUUGGCUUUGGGUGUGUGUCGAUCAUCGCCGCGUGCUUCUUGGGAGAUAUCGAGAAAUAUAUGGACGAUCAUGUGGCUGUCGUGAUGCAUUGA
Messenger RNA from Penicilliopsis zonata CBS 506.65, 1593 nucleotides. RefSeq lists its product as hypothetical. Gene Ontology annotation, biological process: transmembrane transport. The record is from RefSeq and is a predicted model, not a curated record. Gene Ontology annotation, molecular function: transmembrane transporter activity. NCBI's taxonomy places the organism in Eukaryota, Fungi, Ascomycota, Eurotiomycetes, Eurotiales, Aspergillaceae. The coding region runs from base 1 to 1593 and encodes 530 amino acids. The transcript has 7 exons.